GCGGCGCUAACGAGCACUAACGAGCCGCACUGAAGCCUGAGUAAGACGCAGUGCAUUGUGGGGUUGUGCGCAGUGGUUAUGGAGGAUGUUAAUGCAUGCUAGAAGAAUCAGAAGAGAAGAAACUUCAUAACACCUGCAGGAGAAUUUCACAAGAAUGUUCCUGACCCUGGCCCUGCUGCGGAAGGGAAUCCCGGGCCGGCAGUGGAUUGGGAAAUGGCGCAGGCCACGCCCAGUCACCUGGCAGAUGAAGCGGAACAUGGUAGAGCGACUGGAGCGCGAGGCUCGGAAUGAGUACUGGUUAAGUCGACCUUACCUGAGCCUGGAGCAAGAGAAAGGCCACGCCCACGCUCGCCGCACACACACCUGGGAGACUCUCCGCCGUGCCCGCCAGUCCGGCUUCCCCCAACACACCUCCAUAACUGACCACCUGCAGCACCUGAAUAUUACCCGCACCUGGAGCUAACACACACCUCCGAGUGUUUCCUAAAUAAAUUGCUGCUUAUUGCUA
Messenger RNA from Hemibagrus wyckioides, 508 nucleotides. RefSeq names its product mitochondrial ribosomal protein L57 (gene mrpl57). Gene Ontology annotation, biological process: mitochondrial translation. Lineage: Eukaryota; Metazoa; Chordata; Actinopteri; Siluriformes; Bagridae. Bases 155 to 463 code for a protein of 102 amino acids. The record is from RefSeq and is a predicted model, not a curated record. The transcript is spliced from 2 exons. Gene Ontology annotation, molecular function: structural constituent of ribosome. Gene Ontology annotation, cellular component: mitochondrial ribosome.